UGAUCACCGGACACAACACCAACUCUUCGUACAGUCAGUUGACAAUAGUUUGCAAACUAUUUAUUUGCCAUAAAGAGUGACAUCUUUGAGCACAUGAUUGUCAUUAUUGUCUCAAAACAAACAAAAAGUGACUUUAAUUUCAAGACAUUUCAAUCGUUGUCUCAAUUGAGUGAUUGGAUCCACUGAUCGGCACAUCCAGUAAUCCCAAUACAAGAAUGGAUUUAUUGGGCUCUAUAUUGGGUUCAAUGCAAAAGCCGCCGAAGACUCAGACCAGCGAACAGCAGAUGAGGAUUAAAAAAGAGGCCGAGAAACUGAAGAAAAUACAGGACGAGGAGAGACAUAAGAUUAAAGUAUUUCGACAAAAGAUAGAGGAGAAGAUUAACAAAUUCAUGGCAAACGAUGAGGAAAGCAAACUGGAGUUCGGAUUAAUGGAUAAAAUGCACAGAAGUAUUAUACACGACGUGUCGGACAUCGCGGGACUCAACGCCUACUCGUUUGGCAUUGAAGACGUGGACAGACAUACGAUUGUCUAUAAGAAAGAGUUCACUCCAUCANAAUUAUUUUACUAUCAAAUGAAUGCCAGACACGACGUGUCGGACAUCGCGGGACUCAACGCCUACUCGUUUGGCAUUGAAGACGUGGACAGACAUACGAUUGUCUAUAAGAAAGAGUUCACUCCAUCAGAGGAUGAGUUGAAUGCUCUGCGCAAAGGAGAGGAAUACGACCCCAAGAAGUUGGAACUCAUCAAACAAAUGGAAUUGGAGGAACAGAAUCGCGCGGCAGUCAAAGAUAAAGAUAUCGUUCCCAACAAAGACUUUAGAGAUAAGUACGAGAAACUGAUUGGUUUGGACGCGGGAAAGAGUGCCGCACAGGUGACCACUCCUAACAAACAGUUUGGAUUCGUGCCGAGCGCUAACAAAAGGGAUCAGAGAUCUAUUGAACAGAUUUUGGCCGACAAUAAGAAAAAGAAGUUGAAAACAACUGAAGACAAUAGCAAUUAGUAAUUGAUUUGUUUAGUCGAUUAGUUAUUAUAGACAUUAACUAAUUAAUUAUAUUAAACCAUUUCAUUAAUUAUUACAAACACCGACACCUUUACAAUACUUUGUUUAUAUACCAUACUUUAAUUUGUGUGACUUUUAUGUUAAUUAGCGA
Oppiella nova is the source of this 1152-nucleotide messenger RNA. NCBI's taxonomy places the organism in Eukaryota, Metazoa, Arthropoda, Arachnida, Sarcoptiformes, Oppiidae. The record is from the annotation of a GenBank genome assembly.